Rhipicephalus sanguineus (brown dog tick) is the source of this 6300-nucleotide messenger RNA. RefSeq names its product separin-like (gene Sse). NCBI's taxonomy places the organism in Eukaryota, Metazoa, Arthropoda, Arachnida, Ixodida, Ixodidae. Gene Ontology annotation, cellular component: nucleus; mitotic spindle; centrosome. The transcript is spliced from 28 exons. Gene Ontology annotation, biological process: meiotic chromosome separation; proteolysis. Gene Ontology annotation, molecular function: cysteine-type endopeptidase activity. The record is from RefSeq and is a predicted model, not a curated record. The coding region runs from base 127 to 6270 and encodes 2047 amino acids.
GAAGACUCGCUCAAGUUCUCAUUAAAUCCGCGCUCCUGCUGUCAUGAAGUCCUCACUGUGCAGAUCGCCUUUCUGAGCAACAGUUUCUCGUCGACUGCAGGAAGGAGUAGAAGUCUGUAAUGUGAAAUGGCUGAGCAACUCAUCAUCAAGAAGCUGAAGGCUGGCACCUUCAGAGAGCUUUCAAAUGAUGUAAAGACCUACAUAGCCUCCACAACCAGUGACCCGCGGAAGUGCGGUGAUUUCAUCAAAGUUUUGUUCUCGCACAUCGUGAAGUUGCACAAUGCUGGUACCCUGCACAGGAUCCCAGAAGAAAUUUUGAAGUCCAUAGAACUGGGCCUGCAUACUCUUAGCAAUGUCUUGCGAGCGUGUGACAUUGCUGACCAUCUCAACAUUUUGUACCACGUGUUUGCCUUACUCCUAAAAGAGGAACAACUUUUGCAGGCAUCGACGGCAGCACAACUAAUGCUGUCCCUGCUCAAAACUGCAGACUGCCAUAGCCCCAAGACUGAGAUCGUGAUUGCCAAUGCAUAUGUGCAGCUGUGGAACACCGCACUUGAAUUGCGCCAGAAAGGAGUGCAGGCCCACCAUGCCAUUGCCUUUGAGCUGCUGCUGCAUGCUCUGAACUUCCUUUGCCUCAAGGACGAAAUCGUUUCGGUCGCUGAGAAGCACAGUAUCGCCGCCAAUUGGUGCGCCAUCAAAAUGAAAAGCGAACAGUGGCUGGAGCGACUACGCCGUUGCGUCUUGCCCGCCAUUUCCGCGCUUCUCAGGCGCACGCCCACGAAUCUGCGAGCCAGUGUGCCAGCCGUCGUUGACGUGCUCCUCGACCAGCACAAGAUGAGCUCGAAGCUGGGCAAGAACUUCAGCCUCGUCGCUGAAUGGCGAAGCGUCGUGAACGAAGCCUUGUUCGCCCACGAGGUUUCUCUCUACCACCACGUCACUUCCUUGCUAAGUGUCGUGGAUCAGGUGUCUGUCCUGAGCCUGUGUGUCACCGACGGGAACAGUCCAGUACCCAGCAUCAGGCUUCCCAAGAAUGUCCUGUGGUGGGAAUGUCGGCCUGGUGCCGAAGAGUUCAUGUGCGUCACCUCCUGCAUGCAGGCGGUUCUGAUGCGACUGCAUGCCAUGGACCAGUUCAUUCAAGGUGCCUCUAGCCGGCAAGAGUUUGUGGCUGCCAUUGGUGCAAUUCUGGCUCUCGGACCUUUUGUCAAGCAGUACCUAAGCUGCCUCCACGACAUCAAGGCAGGUCCAUCACACAUCUCGACAGCCCUUCGAAUGCUCAGGGCCUUGCUCGUACUGCACACCUACUUCAUCCAGGAGACAAAAGGCAAAGGCGAAUGUGCAAAGGCGCUUGCUGUUCCAGAAAAAUUCUACCCAUCAUCACUCCUCAAGAUAGCCGAAGCAUCUGUUGCUGAAACUACCGAGAUAGCCCUUCUCAGUAGGGCAUUUUACGCUGUGGCAUACAACUGCUUCCAAAACAAGGUCAACAAACAUGCCGCCUUGUACACAAAGAUGAGUGUGGAGCUGACUGUGCUGCACAUAUCUCACCACCCAGAGGAAUUCACUGUGGAUUUUCAGAAGGACUUCUGGAAGCGCUGCGAGCUGAUCCUGUGGCAGUACAGGCAGGAGAAGCAAUACACUGAGGCACUGCUCAUCACGGGAAAGGUUGUGAACUUGGGCCCCGAGCUCCGUUCCCAGGCCUUAGUUCGCUGGGUCAAGAUCAGAAAAGAAAUGGACUCCUUACCCAAGUUCCGAGGGAGCCUUUUAAAACAGCUGGAAGUACACGGGGCUCCUCAAAAAAUGACUGCAGAGGACAGAUUUGCAUUUCUGAUCUUCGAACUGAACGUCUCUGUGAAAGAAGGGCUUUCUGCGGACAUGUGUGUGGACCUGUUCCAUGAGCUGAAAGAGCUUGCACCGCAGGUCAACAGCAAGCUGGCACAUAGCUGUGUCCUUGUUGAGAGCACGCUGCUCCUGUCUCGCUUUCCGUACAUGGAUUUCAGCCUCGAGUGCACUUUCGACGAAAGUUUCCAGAAAGCCCUGAACAGCGUAGAGGAUCUGCUGAAGACCAAUAACAAGACAACUGCUGACAUAGCGAGGCUCCUGAAUGCUGCCUGCCUGUUCUGGCUCUACAUGAACAAAAUUGACACGCUGCGGGAGUUUGCUGCUAAGGACUUGGCAGAAGCAGCUGUGGAUCCUGUGGAAAUCAAGUGCGAUGACCCCAUUUUGAGCCAAGCAUUGGCUGAAGACAAGGAUUACUCAUGUGAUGCCACUCACAGUUAUCGACACAUCAACGUGGGGUAUGAACUGUCAGCCCAGAAAAAUUUGGACCAGGUUCUGGAAAUGUGGUGCACAGCUUUUGAACGACCUUCUUCUGAAUGGAGCCUUAUGUUUCGUGAUCUGGUGGAAUGCUGGUUCUUUGAGCAUGUCAAGGUGGUUUGUGAAGUGUACGCUUCAUCAUUCAGGUUCUUGGAGGAGAUCAAGGCUGCGACAGUGUGGUACAGCGUGGCCAUGGAUCGCAGCAUGAGCCAGGAGACGGUGCUGGCUGCCUCUUACCUCGUCAAUGCCUUGAUCAAGGUGGGCCUGGUGGACGCAGCUGCUGACGUGGCCCAUCAGACUGAGGCUGUGGCCAAUCAGCUGGACGAAGGCCUGCCCAGACUUCGCUUUGUGUUGGCAAGGGCUCACCUGCUCUACAAUCAAGAAAAGUACAACGAAGGUUUCCAGCUACUGGAUCAGCUUCUCAAGCAUCCACUGCUGCAGAAGAGCAACAAGUCCUCCCUGCUGUUCAUGGCCGAGGUGAAGCUUCUGGUCUGCAGGUACUCGCUCCUGCCUGCCACAAUAAGUGCACCAUUCCAUGCCAAGGGGCAGCUAGAGUGCAACACUCCCAUCAUCCUUGCCCAGGAGUCCUUGAGGAUAUCGCAGAGUGUUACACACCACUACUCUGAAAACAUCGUAGCAGAGCCCUGUGAUCUUCUUACAUUGUGGACACUGGAACGAAUGUUGCUGGACUCUGCAGCUCUUUUAGGACAGCUCUACUCUAGCAUUGGAGCAGCUAAGGAGGCCUACGCUUUCCUCAAGGAAUACCUUCGUAGAGCCCAAGUGAUGGUCUCUGCAACAAGAUGUGCCAGGCUUGUCCUGCUCAUUGCGAACUUGGAUCUGCUGUGCGAGAAGCUGUACGACGUCAAAAGCAAGCUCUCCAGCGUCGAAUUCAUGCUGCACCUCAAGAACUUCAGCUGCCCGAACAAGCUCGAAGGCGAGGAAGGGGUCACCGUGACAAAGAUGGACGUCACUGAUGGUUCGGACAUCGAGGAAAAGACUUACGACAAGUACUCGUGCCCUGCGCGCAGCCACUCUAUGGCCGUGGUGCUCUUCCUCAAGCAGGAGACCACACUCCAGUCUCCGCCAUCGGUCCCAAGCCUGGACAAGAUUCACGACGCCAACUGCAGCUGCCAGCUGUGUGAGUUCUACGCAACCAGGCAGUUGUGGAUCGAGCGCGACCUCCUUAAGUGCUUGCUGUACAUCACAGUCGGAGACGUCACCGCGGCCAUCGGUGGUCUGCAGACCCUGCUCGACCUCGUGGACUCGCUACACCGGAAGCUGUUGAAGGAGGCGACCUCCGCAGCGUCCUUCCUCAAGCGCCGCCUCUCGAAGACCUUCCUCUGUGGCCAGAAUAGAGCGGUGGGGGCCUGGGGCGAACUGCUGACCCUGCGGACCACGAUUCUGCUGCACCUCUCCGAGGCGCAUCUGCAGAGGAAAAGCUACCUGACGUCGCUCGAGAAAGUGGACGAGGGUCUCAAGCUCGUCUCGCUAAAUGGCUGUGGCAAUAAGAGCCACUGGAAAACCUUUGCCAGCCUGGCGCACCAGAAGGUUAGGGUGCUGGUCACCAUGUCUCGCAAGAGCAAGGACUCUUCUGGAGACCUCAAGGGCAGCCCUUUGUGGAUUGUCAACACCAACGAGCACGCCGCUGUGACGAACGCCGCUGACGUUGACGUUGCGUCGCCUCCGAGGCGCUCCGAGAGGCGUACGGCGCCGCUCACUGCCCCGAAAGCUCCGAAGGCGCGUCGAGACGCACCCAUGGACUUGUACCUGAAGAGCUUGGGCCGGGCUGAGGCAAAGAGUACUGCAAAAAAGGGGAAGGAGGACAAGGCCGCGUUUGUUGUUUUUGAUGAGUCUGUUGAGGACUGUGUCCGUAGAGAGAAACCCAGCGUUGCCAGGGCUGGCAGGAGAGCAGGUGCCCGAACAAGGGCUGCUGCAGCUGCUGGGGAUGCGAGUGAUGAGAUUGACGACAAGCCAGAGGUAUUACGUAUGCCAAAGAAGCAGGUGCGGGCCCAGCGUAAAACUGCAAAGACUGAUCUGGUGUCCACGAGCAGCAGCAAAGAUGCAGGGACAAGAGCCAGCAAUGAAGGUGCGAGCGAACAGGCCCCAACAAACAGUGCACCGGGUGCCUCCACAGCCUUGCUCAACACGAUUGAUGAGGAAGAGGAGGCAGUUGCCUCGAUUGCAAGGUUUUCGCUGCAAGAGAGAGAGCCAGGAUUGAUUGAGGAUGUCCCGUACAUGCAGCACGACACUAUGUUCACCGAAGAGCAGCUAGCAUCUUGCAAGCCUCAAGCACUUGAUGACAUGGUAUCGCUGCUCGACAAAGCCUUCGAGCUGAUCAUUCAUUUUCCGCCAUUCCCGCUGUACGCCGAGAUGAGCAGAACAAUGGUGCAUCUUCUGGACCUUCAGGAAAGGCACAGCAAGGACCACAAGAGUGCCUCUCUGUGGUACAUUAGCCAGACUUCCUCGGUCACCUUGCAACACAUUGGACUCAACUGCCUCUACAAAAAGCUCAAAAAGCAGAGAGCCGCUGCAUUGUGCGAUGCGGUUCAAGACUUUGCAUUCAGCGAGGAGGAUGUCAUCAAGGCAGAAGCUCUCAGUUUCAGAUUGCUGUCUGCACUCAAGACCACGCAGCUCGCCGAUAUUUAUGAGCUUCUACCGGCCGAUUGGACCGUGGUGCAGGUGACAGCGGCCGAGUCUGUCACGAAGGGCCCUGGUGGUGUCACCCUGACGCCCGAUUUGUUUGUCUGCCAGUGUCGGAAGGGAAAGGCUCCAGUCAUGGUCAAGCUCAGUGGCUCAUCCGAUCAGCAGUUCCACACGGUACUUUUCAAGGAAUUCAAGGGAAUCUUGGAUGAAAGCACAGCCACCAUGAAAAUGACAGAGCCACCCUUAUGGUGGUCUGUGCGACGUGCCUUAGACAAGAGAAUGAAGGACAUACUGAAUAGCAUCGAGAACGUCUGGAUGGGCUGCUGGAAGGGAGUAUUCCAUGGCAAGAUUGUCGAUGCCAGUGCAUACAAGGACCUGAGAGAUGCUGUAGUCCAGGUGGUCUCCAAGGCCACGAAGCACAAGUUGGAAUGCUCCAACAGCCGACUACUCGAAGCCGUGAUCGACUCGGCCGCAGACCUGUCGGACUACCAGCUGUCUGUCGCAGUGUGCCAGCUGUUUGGGAUCCGCAGUUCACACGCUGCUCACAAUGUUCUCUGCAACCUCAUCAAGUCCAAAGCAAGCCCGGACAUUCCGCGGCACCCAGUUAUCCUCGUCUUGGACAAGGCUGUGCAAGCGCUGCCCUGGGAGAGCACGCCAAUCCUGCUGAAGAACUCCGUGAGCAGGGUGCCAUCGCUCAACUACCUGCGUGCCCAGCUUCUGCAAUACCACUACGCGGUUGAGAAUGUCUACACGCAGCAUGUAGACACCACCAAGACGUACUACGUUCUGAAUCCCACAAAUGACAUACCAAGGACACAGGCCCAGUUCCAGGGCAUCUUUACAGGCUUGGGGUGGCAGGGAGUGACAGGCAAGCCCCCUAGUAAGGAAGAAUUUCAGGCAGCCCUCGUUGGCAAGGAUCUCAUUGUCUACUGCGGCCACGGAUCGGGGCGCGAGUACCUCAUGAGUGAUGUGAUUGAGCAGAUGCGCUGUCAUGCCUGCCCAAUCCUGAUGGGUUGUGGCAGUGGUCGUCUCAAGGUGUUCGGACAAAAAAUUGAGCCCUUUGGAGUGGUCUUCCAGUAUUGGAUCGGAGGCAGCCCCUCCAUAGUGGCCAACCUCUGGGACGUCACUGACAAAGACAUAGACAGAUUCACCGAGACAUUUCUCAGGCACUGGAUUCCCCAGCUGGGCUCAGAGAACCACAUCUCGGAUAUCACCACCGCCGUCCGGCUCGCCAGGAAGAGCUGCAGACUGCAGUAUCUCGUUGGUGCUGCUCCUGUUGUUUACGGACUACCUGUACAGAGCAAAAGUGUUCUUUGAUCCUAGUGCAUUUUCCACUUGCAAAAUAAA